UCCAAAUCUCUGAACUUUGAUCAGCAGCAUCUAAUAAUAUUAUCUUGCUUUUCAAAAAGACAUUAACGAUUCCAAACAAUUCACAUCAUUAUAUCAGAAGCGUUCUCCUUUUUCAUGGGAAUCACCAUUUGAAAUUACCACACCAAUCUCCUGCUUACUGAUAUGGAGAACAACCCUAGUCCAUCUCGACUUGAUAGAAAAUUCAUUGAGAGGAACAGAAGAAAUCAAAUGAAGACUCUCUUCCGCAAACUCAACUCACUUGUGCCUCAUCAAACAUCAAAGGCGGUUUCACUGCCGGAUCAGCUAGAAGAAGCAACAAACUACAUAAAGAAAUUACAGAUGAAUAUGGAGAAAAUGGAGAAGAAGAAGAACAAGCUACUAGGAAUAGAAAGAGCAAAUGUGAGCAUGAAUGGAAGAGGAGAGAGAGUAGGGUUUAAAUCUCCACGGAUUGAGAUCCAACAGAUGGGUUCAACCUUAGAGGUUGUUCUAAUAACUGGGUUGGAUUCUCAGUUCAUGUUCAGUGAAACCAUUCGUGUUCUUCAUGAAGAAGGAUUAGAUGUUGUUAACGCCAGUUAUAAUGUUAUCGAAGAUGCAGUUUUCCAUUCAAUACACUGUCAUCAGGACGAGAAAUUUGCCAACGGAGCUGCCAGGAUAUCUGAGAGGCUAAAGAACUUCAUCUACGAGUCUAGCUACUGUGCUUUUUAAAUUUUCAUUAUUAUAUAUUCAGUUUUUCAUCUGUUUCAUUUGUAUAUAGAUUUUUUUUUUAAUCCUUCCUCGUGGUUUUUAUUUAUUUAUGUUUUGUGUUUUAUUUUUCUGUCUGUCCUUUUGCUCCAUCUGUUCAACCCAAAGAUGGAAGGCGCAGCUUUAGCUUUUACCAAGUUUUAAGAUGCGCAAAUUUGGUAUGCCAGUUGUAAUUUGAAUUAAAAUUAAAAAAAAAAAUCUAAUUUAGUUCUGAAUGAAUGUC
Vigna radiata var. radiata (mung bean) is the source of this 964-nucleotide messenger RNA. RefSeq names its product transcription factor bHLH162. Lineage: Eukaryota; Viridiplantae; Streptophyta; Magnoliopsida; Fabales; Fabaceae. The record is from RefSeq and is a predicted model, not a curated record. Bases 163 to 705 code for a protein of 180 amino acids. Gene Ontology annotation, cellular component: RNA polymerase II transcription regulator complex. Gene Ontology annotation, molecular function: RNA polymerase II transcription regulatory region sequence-specific DNA binding; protein dimerization activity; DNA-binding transcription factor activity, RNA polymerase II-specific. The transcript has 3 exons. Gene Ontology annotation, biological process: regulation of transcription by RNA polymerase II.